Molecule: messenger RNA, 1571 nt
Organism: Morone saxatilis (striped sea-bass)
Lineage: Eukaryota; Metazoa; Chordata; Actinopteri; Moronidae
Gene: pdcd6
Product: programmed cell death 6
Exons: 7
Coding region: 357-776 (139 amino acids)
Molecular function (GO): calcium ion binding
Source: RefSeq, a predicted model, not a curated record
GGCGUACCACAGUCCGUACAAAGCCCCCCCGCACAUCAACGCUCCCCCGGACCAGGGCUUUCUGUGGAAUAUCUUCCAGAGGGUCGACAAGGACCGGAGUGGCGUGAUAUCAGACUCAGAGCUUCAGCAGGCCUUAUCGAAUGUGUUCUUCUUCUCUGCAUCCUCCCACACUCACUCCUCUUCAUUUCUGGUCCUGAACUGUCGGGCCUCUCUGUAAUAAAGUGAGUGGUGAGUCAGCAAGGAUCCAGGGACCCUGAUAAAUCUCAGCGUCUUGAGAGUUGAGAGUGUGAAGCAGGCUAUAAAGCAUAAACACCCUGCUGAACUCAAGCCCCAUCAGUCUUUUUCUGACCAUAUAAAUGACAGGCACAUGGACUCCUUUCAACCCAGUGACGGUGCGCUCCAUCAUAUCCAUGUUCGACAGGGAAAAUAAAGGCGGGGUGAACUUCAACGAGUUCGCCGGCGUGUGGAAGUACAUCACAGACUGGCAGAACAUCUUCAGGACCUACGACAGGGACAACUCUGGCUUUAUCGACAAGAACGAGCUCAGACAGGCGCUGACUGGAUUCGGCUAUCGUUUAUCAGAUCAGUUCUACGGCACGCUGAUAGACAAGUUCGACCGCCAGAGGAAGGGACAGGUUGCCUUUGAUGACUUCAUCCAGUGCUGCAUUGUACUACAGAGGUUGACUGACGUGUUCAGGCGGUACGACACAGACCAGGAUGGCUGGAUCCAGGUUUCAUAUGAACAGUAUCUAUCCAUGGUCUUCAAUAUAGUAUAACGCACACGGAUCACAAGAGAAGAGCACAACUGGACACAACUGUGCCAAAGCUACCGGCACCUCCCGGAUGUCUGCCGCGGUGGACACUACAAGAUUUUUUUAAAAACCUAAUUUUUAACCCCAGUUGAGCUGUCACACACACAUUUAUAAAUUAAUACGACUCAAAGAAACCUUCGGUUGUUUGAGUUUGCUCUACCCUUCAGACGACAGUAUCUGGAGGUACAACUACAAAGCUUGAUGUAUUUAAAAAAAAAAAUCUUGUAGUGUUGUGUUCAAUGACCAAUCUGAGCUAAGUCUGUGUUGGGGUUGGGGAAUAUUAUGGACACAUCCUGUCUUUAUGUCAGUCAGUUCGUCUGUUAUUGUUGACAAACUUUUUAAUGUCUUAACUUUAAUUGAUACAAUUAAAAAAUAACUCUGUCGAGAGUAAAAAUGAUGCAUUGUAAAUAUGAUUUAAGAUGCUUUGCAUGCUUUUCAGGGAAAUUUAGCCCCAUGUUGAAGCAUGCUUUCCCUUUCUCUUGUCUUUUCCUCAGCCCUAUUUUGCUCAAAGCCAUGUUUACAGAAACGGUGAAAGCAGGUCAUGUUCUGCUUUGAGAUUCACUGACAUGCCAGCUUACAUGCCAUAUUUGUACAAACUUAUUUUUAACAGCAAAUCUUCAAAUGUUAGGACAUAUACUUUUUGGUAGAUGGUAAGCAUAAUGCCUUUAAGUAUGGCUUAUUUUUUUGUGCAUGAUGCCUUAAAAUGUGUAAAAACAACACGAAAAGAGAAAUCUUUUAUUAAAAAAACUGAAAAUGUGA